Trematomus bernacchii (emerald rockcod) is the source of this 2744-nucleotide messenger RNA. RefSeq names its product methionyl aminopeptidase 1 (gene metap1). The transcript is spliced from 11 exons. Gene Ontology annotation, molecular function: metalloaminopeptidase activity. The record is from RefSeq and is a predicted model, not a curated record. Lineage: Eukaryota; Metazoa; Chordata; Actinopteri; Perciformes; Nototheniidae. Gene Ontology annotation, biological process: proteolysis. The coding region runs from base 88 to 1251 and encodes 387 amino acids.
AACGUGACGGUCCGCCGCGGACAUGCGCUGUGUGCCGGCGCUGUCUGGCUGCUUCUCCGCGACUCCACCCCUCCUGCAGACGAAGGCAUGGCGAGCACCGAAGCUAGAAGGGAGUGUGAGACUGAGGGCUGCAGCGAGGACGCCAAACUCCAGUGUCCCACAUGUAUCAAGCUCGGUAUUCCAGGUUCCUAUUUCUGUUCACAGGAAUGUUUCAAAGGGAGCUGGGUGUCUCACAAGUCGCUGCAUAAAAAAGCAAAGGACGACAAGAACCAGAAUGAUUCGAAGAACUGUGUGGAGAAUGACAUCAACACAGACCCAUGGCCAGGCUACCGCUACACAGGAAUACUACACCCUCACUACCCACUGACUCCCAUGAGGCUCGUGCCUGGUGACAUCCAAAGACCUGACUAUGCUGAUCAUCCCAGAGGGAUAUCUGAGUCCGAGCAGUCUCUGAAAGGGACAUCACAGAUCAAGGCCCUUUGUCCUGAGGACAUUGAAGGCAUGAGGGUAGUGAGCAAGCUUGCACGAGAAGUUCUGGACAUCUCUGCCUUGUUGGUGAAAGUGGGGGUUACUACAGAAGAAAUCGACCAUGCUGUACAUCUGGCCUGCAUAGCGAGGAACUGCUACCCCUCCCCUCUCAACUACUACAACUUCCCUAAAUCCUCCUGUACAUCUGUCAAUGAAGUCAUCUGCCAUGGAAUCCCGGACAGGAGACCCUUACAAGACGGAGAUAUCCUCAACGUGGACAUCACCGUCUACCACAACGGUUUCCAUGGUGACCUCAAUGAAACCUUCUAUGUGGGCGAGGUGGAGGAAGAAGCGAAGAAACUGGUGCAGACCACGUAUGAAUGCCUUAUGCAAGCCAUCGACUCCGUGAAGCCUGGUAUCCGCUACAGAGAAUUAGGGAACAUCAUACAGAAGCACGCUCAAGCUAACGGCUUCUCUGUGGUGCGCAGCUACUGCGGCCACGGCAUCCAUAGACUUUUCCACACUGCUCCCAAUGUGCCACAUUAUGCCAAAAACAAAGCAGUGGGAGUUAUGAAGCCUGGCCACGUGUUCACCAUUGAACCCAUGAUAUGUGAAGGUGGCUGGCAAGACGAGACGUGGCCCGACGGCUGGACGGCAGUGACCCGAGACGGGAAGCGCUCUGCUCAGUUCGAACACACCCUGUUGGUGACGGAGACCGGCUGCGAGAUCCUCACCCGCCGCAUGGAGGACAACGGCCGCGCUCACUUCCUCAACCAAGUGUAGACUCGCACGCAUCCAAGGACUGGACUUUUCCAGAACACAAGACACCCUCUGGGCCUCACACACACAUACACACAUACACACUCACACAUAUUACAAACAAGAAGCACCACUCCUAGAGCUCAGUUUAACUGCCGCUCUCAUUGUUCUUUGAAUUAAAUAUCCUUGAAAUAAAUGGAAGUACUUGAAUGUGUCUUAUAUCAAACGCUUUAUUAGUGAAAACUGUAUCCUCUGAAGGAACGUAUUUAUGAGAUAUGGUUUUGCUUAGUGGCCUGUCAUGUCACCCAGAGUUUGUUACUGGCUGGCUAGUUGUUGUCUGUGGUGUGUGUGGUGCUCAGGGCAGAUACACUAGUAACAACGUGCUUCUUUUCUCUCUCAGCCUCUGCUCACUUCACACUUCCCCCAGAGAUGGACUGAAAAGAAUCAGCAAUACUAGAGACCGAGGAGGGUUCCCAGGGUUAACAACUCUCAAAACCUCAACAACUUAUUUUAGAUAUAGAAAAUAACUCCGGGCCAUAAAGCGUACUAUAUUUAGUUUAGAGUACAGGCAACAAAAGUCAUUCUCUGCCAAGAGCCAAACAGCCUAAAUUUAAAGCAGUAGUUUGAUGUUAUAAAAAUACACUUGGCAGAUUUGGUUGAAGACCAAUACACCUUGGUGUCCAUUAAAAAUGUAGCAACAACCAGGAGACGGUUAGCAUAAAUACUUGAAGCUGGAGAAAACACCUGGACCAGCUCUUUAAAACAAAAUACCUUCCAGCACCUCGAAAGCUCAGAAUUUAAACAAAAAAAACUUGAUUUGUGGUUUUUACAAUUGGUUUUCUGUUUGGAUUAACAAACAAGAUGUAACAUGUUAAUAAGUGAUAUUUUGAUGUGCUGGUAGGUGGAUUUUGUCAAAAAAAAAUAGCAUAUAAACUCAUUUCUGUACGGUUUGUAAAAGUACAACCAUCAAUUGACUUAUUGCGUCAUGCCUGCUUGCUGGGUAUUCAAUCUCAGUACCAGAGAAACACUCACUGUCUUAUUUACCUGGUGACGUGUCCACUAGAAGCACUCAAUUGUUACAUCCUGAAUGUGGCUAUGGUUAUUAGUGCAGUCGGAACUUUUUCAGUAGAUUACGUCAGCCACGGUUGCUAGGAGAAGUGUGAUGCAACCAGAGUAUCUUCAUAGAUAUUGAGAAUGAGAGAAAUGACAUUGAGCACACAGUUGUUGAAGCGCUGAGCUUGUUAAUCUGAGGAAAACUCCUUUAGUGUUUCGUGUUUUCUAGAGCCCUGCUGUAGCAAAUCGAGCCUUAAUGUGUAAGUCUAGGAAUUAAAACAUGCUGGAUAUCUCACGGAAAGUUACCUGGUGUUUCCCCUUGUCUCUACGGUCACCAUUCAUCUCCACAUAGGGGUUUUCCCGGUGAGAGCAGCAUUCUUUCUAUUUUCAGAGGACUAAUGUGAUCACAGUUUCUCUGCCAUCUUUGUAUUUCUUCUAAUGGAGUAAUAAAUGACUCUUCUGUA